AUGAUAGGUACAAGAGUAAUGGUUAAGAUGCCAUUAAGGGUGUCUAGAAUAUCAUUAAUUAAUCCAACUUAUGGAGGAUUUAGAAGAUCUUUUACUUUAUCCAAAAGAGUUUUCCAAAAUCAACCUACAAGUACUGGACAAUCUGAUAUACAGAGACAAAGAGAUGCUAUGGAUAGAAUAACAAAAGAAAGAGAAGAUAGACAGAGGUAUAGAAAUAGAACUGCUGGUUAUUAUGCAGCCUCUGUAGGAGUAUUGUUUUUAGGAUUAUCAUUUUGUGCUGUACCAAUUUACAGAGCCAUUUGUCAAAGAACUGGUUGGGGUGGUAUUCCAAUUACUGAUUCUAAUAAAUUCACACCUGAUAAACUUAUUCCAGUAGAUACAAAUAAGAGAAUUAGAAUUCAAUUCACUUGUCAAUCCUCAGGUAUUUUACCUUGGAAAUUCACUCCUUUACAAAGAGAAGUUUAUAUUGUCCCUGGUGAAACUGCAUUAGCUUUUUAUAGAGCUAAGAAUAUGUCUAAAGAAGAUAUCAUUGGUAUGGCUACUUACUCUGUUACUCCAGAUCAUGUUGCACCUUAUUUUAAUAAAAUUCAAUGUUUCUGUUUUGAAGAACAAAGAUUAAGUGCUGGAGAAGAAGUUGAUAUGCCUGUAUUUUUCUUUAUAGAUCCUGAUUUUGCUAAGGAUCCUUCUAUGAGAAAUAUCGAGGAUGUUGUGUUACAUUAUUCAUUCUUCAAAGCUGCUUAUACAGAUGGUGAACUUGCUGCAGUACCUGCCGCAAGUAUGGACUUCAAAGCCACUGUUGCGUAG
Molecule: messenger RNA, 804 nt
Organism: Scheffersomyces amazonensis
Lineage: Eukaryota; Fungi; Ascomycota; Pichiomycetes; Serinales; Debaryomycetaceae
Gene: COX11
Product: Cox11p
Exons: 1
Coding region: 1-804 (267 amino acids)
Cellular component (GO): mitochondrial inner membrane
Molecular function (GO): copper ion binding
Source: RefSeq, a predicted model, not a curated record